GUAAUUACAAAACGUAAACAAAGUGUUAUAUUUUCUUAAUGUUAACAGAGUAUUAGUAUAUUUUAGAUAUUUCCCAGUUUUCUCUUAUAUCAAUUAAUAACGAUAGCCGAAUUUAGGUAUGCAGUAACAAAAAGAAUAUAGGUAAGUCUGAUAAUUAUGGAGAUGAUGAAUAAUUGUAUUAGGUCAAAGGUGUAAAUGAGUAUUUUAAAGAAAUGUUAGUAUUUGCUUGUAAUUAUAUGAUUUCGAAAAGUCAAGAAAUAUUUGGUCAUAUUAAUACCAAUGCUGGUUUACUCUCAAUACCACAUUCGUACCACUACCUACUUCAUUAAAUAUCAUUGACGUGCCCGAUACGAAAGAAGACGAAACUGCAUUAAACAUAUCAUUCAUCAAUGCGUAGUUAAUUAAAUAAGUGAAGUUUCCACGCACUUAAUGCGUUCUUCUUCGCAGUUAUUACACUUUGUGUUUGCUUCCUCCUCGAAUUCCUCCGUCCAUUGUUUAUUUAUUUAUUGUUUUAGUCAUAAAAACUUUGUUUAGUUACGGAAAAAAAAAUUAUGCUUCUCUUUUCUUUUAUACCAAUACUCUUAAGUCCUAAGUUGUAUUGUAAAUGUCACAAGAGCACUAUGUGUUGGUUGAUGGUUUAUAGUAUUACCUAGCAUUCCCUACGUAGACAUGAAUUGGUUCAGUCUCCAAAUUGUCAAAUCAAUUACACAGAGACUUGUUUUUUCAGGAUGGAAACAAGUAGCAGAACAAUGAAAACAUAUAUGAUUCGUCAUGCAAAUAAAAUAAUAACUUACCUUAAUACAAAAAUUAAAUUUCAAUAAUUAAUGAAACAAUUUUAUUGGCUUUAAAUUUGCUAUAACCGCCUCUUAAACUCUCUCUCGACUUUUUUUUCUUCUUCUUGGCCCCAUCUAUAUAACUCUCUCUGCCCAACCAGUCCCCAUAACUGAUCUCGCUCUCUCUUUCUCUCUGCUUUCUGAAAUGACUGCUGACGUAAGCUCUCUCGUACGGUUACUAAGUAGGUACAAUGACGAUAGAACCACGGUAAAAGAUUCCGCCCAACAGGGAUCGUCGGUGGCCCUAAUGACCCGUGAUCUCCUCGGAAGCGGCAGUUGUCGAGGAGGAGAAGGAGGCGAUCAGUCGCUGGAACUUGACCUUGACCUGAAAGUCCCCAACGGUUGGGAAAAGCGUCUCGACCUAAAGUCAGGGAAAGUGUAUCUGCAACAACAAAACUCAACAACCUCGUCUCAUCAUCGUCGCGCAGAACAAUCCAACCAAACUUUUCGAAAAUUUCAAGAUUUAAAUUUUCCUAGCAAAUCUCCGGUGAGACCAUUGUUAAGCCUCUUCGACGACACAAGCCUUGAACUGAAACUAGUCCCCUCUUCAUCAUCAUCGCCAGCAUCAUCAUCGUCUUCUUCUCUCUGCGUAUCAUCGGCGAGUUCGAGUUUCCAGAGCGUUUGCACCCUCGAUAAGGUGAAGUCUGCUCUUGAGAGGGCGGGGAAAGUUUCAUCCGGGACUUUAAAGAAACGCAAAUCACCAGAAGAGGAGGACGUUUGCGAUCAAACCGCUUCCACCGCCGGGUCGUCUCCCGUGGCGGUUGGAUGCCCUGGGUGCUUGUCGUAUGUACUGGUGAUGAAGAACAAUCCGAAAUGCCCAAGGUGUCAUUCGUUUGUUGCUUUGCCUGCCGUGAAAAGGCCUAAAAUUGAUCUCAACAUAUAAUGUAUGAAUGUUUCGUUUUUUUCUUUUGAAGGUUCAAAAUUUGUAAAUCAUAGAUAAACUAGGGGUUUAAUUAAUUGAAAAGAAAAAGAAAGAGAUGGGUGUUAAUGAAAAUGGCUGUGUUAAUCACUUAAUCCUAUGUAAUAAAGUUACUCUAAGCGGUAUGCAAGUGUUAAAUCUGAUAUUAUAUUACAUAAUUCAACCGUACUCGGUACUCCUGUCAUGUUCUUUUUAAAUUUAAGGAAUAACCCAAAGUCAUGGCUUAGUUCGAAGUUAGUUGAAGUUAUUUUCAAUUAUUUUUUUUAAACCAACAAAAUAUUAUUCUUAUGCUGUUAUUUAUACGCUUAAUUCACUAUACUUACGACUAACUAUUUUAUUUCGUUGCAGCUGUUUAUGAAAACCUGAAGUACGCCUUUGGUGCUGUAUAAGAAAACCCUGAUAUGCUUCAUGACAGUAGUCAUUAAUUAAGCAAAUAGCCCUUCUUAAGUGUGUUUUGUAUCCAAUGAAGAAGUUAAGUGGACUAUGAGACGCAUUUACUGUAUGCGUAGACUGUUACUAACACAAAACCGACGAGUGACGAGUAAAUGAGAAUUUAAGUGGAAGGACGAGUCAUUAAAGUUUCGCUGACCAAGCUUCAUUUCAUUGGCAAACAAUGCAUGUUCAUGCACACACACAAAUACAAAUAAUGUACAUUUAUUUCUUUCCGUUUUUAUUUGUGAAGAGAGCCAUUUUCAAAUUUCAAUUUUUUCUUCAUUAAGUGCAGAAGUCUACGAAAAAAAAUAAGUCCAUUUCUCCAAAAUAAAUGUUUUAGUUGUGCUAUUGAAACAUAGUUAUAAAGGAAGGAUACUUUGUUCGGGUAUGACCUAAAGUAAAAAGUAUAUCGUAGAAUAACAGUUUUUCAUUUAACACAUUCCUGACGGAGUGGCCAAGCUAUGUAGUAUGUACUAGACUACUACUAGUACGUUUUAGUUGGUAUUUGUCUUUAUCAUAUUAUUAAAACUCUCGUGUUUAUUGAGUCGGCUACUACGAAUUUUCGUCUAAGUCAAUUCAUUUUUUUCGAACACAAAAUUAUUGAAAACAAAUAAGCAAUUAUUUUUGUGUUUAAUUGGACAGUGACUUUCUAAUAAAUAGUAGUACCAAACGUUCAAACCAGUGUCCUUACAACAAUUUUUUUUCUUUUUUUUUUCUUUUUCUGUUAUGUCCUUACAACAUUGUUUUUUUGUUAAAGGCUUGACCUUUUUUUUUGGUCAAGGAAAAAAUCCAUUAAGAAUCAAGUCAAACGACUUGUGCAGUAUCAAAGCCAUAAAAGACUAACAAAAGAGUGGAAGGAUCAAAGCAAUUAAGAGAAAGCAAAGACAGACAUCAAUAGAUGCCGUAAUAGAAAAGAGAAAAGAGCUCCUUUAAAGAAAUAGGAGCAAGACGCCUGAGCAGGAGGGCUGGGGCAUACAGCUGCUGCAGUACCUAGGAAUUGGCGGGACCACCUCGAGCUAGAUAAGAUUGAUAUAUACCUGCGGUCCUUAGUCACACUAAGAGCAAUAGAUAAUGCAAUAGAGUUGAUACCAGGAGGAGUCAACAACACUUGAAACUGCUCAAAUUCGUUAGCUUUUCUGAGGAGACGUGAGAGUCCAUAAGAAACGUUGGGGAAACAUGCUGGAGAGGUCAACGCCUUCCAUGCCUCAAUGGAAGACCACUCAAGGAUCACUUCGUAAUAUGCAGAUCUUGAAGCGCUUCACACGUCCACAAAAAGCUUGUGACCUUAUAACAUUGUUCUUGAGUUAUUGUAUUUGUAUCCUUUAAAAAGAGUCUUAAACCGGUGAGUCAGCAUCUUCCAUUCACUCGUUUGCAGU
Messenger RNA from Brassica rapa (field mustard), 3560 nucleotides. RefSeq lists its product as uncharacterized. The record is from RefSeq and is a predicted model, not a curated record. Lineage: Eukaryota; Viridiplantae; Streptophyta; Magnoliopsida; Brassicales; Brassicaceae.